CAUUACCCCGAGAUCAACCCUCGAGGUUUUACAGGUUGUUGUUUGUGCUGUUAACUCUGGAUUGGCAAGGCUGAUCUAUGCAAUCACACCACGUCUCUGGCAGCGUGAGGCUUGCUCGACGAAGAAAGGAAGGUUGGUGGCCGACAAAGCUCUAUGAUUUUCAAAUUAUUUAAUGCAGAGGUUUAUUUUUGGAGUCGACCUUCUGAUGACCAACAAUCUUAAGUUAGAUUCAAAAAUGCAUCACUAGGAAGCUAUCCAAUGUCUUCUCCCAUCAGUAGCAACCAAGAACCUUCUUCAAUGGUUGCCGAAGUAAACAUGGGCACCGAUCCUUCUCCCCCAGUUAUUCGAACUACCGUCGUUCAAGCUUCCAGCGUCUUCUAUGACACCCCUGCUACUAUGGAUAAGGCGGAGAGAUUGAUAGCGGAUGCUGCUGGAUUAGGAUCACAACUGGUGGUUUUCCCAGAGGGUUUUAUUGGUGGGUAUCCUAGAGGACUUAACUUUGUAGACCGCACGGCUAAGGGGAAAGAAAGCUUCCGCAAGUAUCAUGCUUCAGCCAUAGCCGUUCCUGGGCCUGAAGUUGACCGACUGGCAGCCCUGGCUGGAAAAUACAAAAUUUACUUGGUGAUGGGUGUCAUAGAAAAGGAUGAAUACACAUUGUAUUGCACCGUUUUGUUCUUUGAUUCUCAAGGCUGCUACCUUGGGAAACACCGGAAAAUCAUGCCAACAGCUUUGGAACGUCUAGUUUGGGGUUUUGGUGAUGUAUCAACUACUCCAGUUUUUGAAACUCCAAUUGGGAAGAUAGGCUCUGUCAUUUGUUGGGAAAACAGAAUGCCACUUCUGCGAACUGCAAUGUAUGCCAAAGGCAUUGAAAUAUACUGUGCACCUACUGCGGAUCGCAGUGAUACUUGGCAAGCAACAAUGACGCACGUUGCACUUGAAGGUGGAUGCUUUGUUCUAUCACCUGCUCAAUUCUGCCUUCGGAAAGACUAUCCACCUCCUCCUGAAUAUACAUUCAGUGGCACGGAUGAUGAUCUCUCACCCGAUUCUGUUGUGUGUCGCGGUGGCAGUGUCAUUAUUUCACCGCUGGGAACUGUUCUUGCAGGACCAAACUAUGAAGGAGAGGGUCUCAUCUCAGCUGAUCUAGAUCUUGGAGAAAUUGCUUGAGCAAAGUUUGAUUUUGAUGUGGUGGGACAUUACUCUAGGCCUGAUCUGCUAAACCUUGUUGUGAAAGAUGAUCCAUUAAGUCCAGUGACAUUCAAGUCUGGAAAAAGCGAAAAACUGAAGCAAGAACCUGGUUGGAUCAACAAAGCUUAAUUCUGAACCUGUAAGGGGAAGUCAGCAGUACUAAUAAUCAAUAAAUUUGUGGAAUUUGA
This is a messenger RNA of Rubroshorea leprosula, 1373 nucleotides long. The record is from the annotation of a GenBank genome assembly. Lineage: Eukaryota; Viridiplantae; Streptophyta; Magnoliopsida; Malvales; Dipterocarpaceae.